Messenger RNA from Gongylonema pulchrum, 309 nucleotides. The record is from the annotation of a GenBank genome assembly. NCBI's taxonomy places the organism in Eukaryota, Metazoa, Nematoda, Chromadorea, Rhabditida, Gongylonematidae.
AUGAUAUUGACUGUGGCACUGCUCUACUGCUUAUUCGGCAGGAUAUCUGUUGUUGAAUCGGAUCUCUCACCACUGUUAUCAAUGCAGUUAAUGCGACGGCUCGGCGAUGAAUACGUUGUUCCUCCUUCCAUCUAUGGCGUAAUAGAUUCGGCACCUAAUAAAAGGUUGGCAGGGAAAGACAGAAGAGGCGCAAUAAUGGGAUUUGAUGAUUUAGAAAUGUUGCGCUCGCUGGAUGGAUUGCAGAAGCCAAGCUUAUUUAAUCCAAUCCAGGAUUUGGAAAAGCUGAAGAAUCAAGAGGUGUUGUUAUAG